Messenger RNA from Acaulospora morrowiae, 174 nucleotides. The record is from the annotation of a GenBank genome assembly. NCBI's taxonomy places the organism in Eukaryota, Fungi, Glomeromycota, Glomeromycetes, Diversisporales, Acaulosporaceae.
ACCCCUUACCAAUAAUAACAAUAGAUGACAACAUAAACAGCAGCCUUAUCACAGCAAAUCAAACAGGAAAAGAAAAGAUCAAAGAAAUAAAGAGGCUUACAGAACAAUGGAGUGACAUCAACAUGUACACAGAUGGCUCUAUGGAUCCAACAGAUGACAACAAUGUGAAAAUGG